Molecule: messenger RNA, 654 nt
Organism: Penicillium canariense
Lineage: Eukaryota; Fungi; Ascomycota; Eurotiomycetes; Eurotiales; Aspergillaceae
Product: EMI1 family protein
Exons: 1
Coding region: 1-654 (217 amino acids)
Source: RefSeq, a predicted model, not a curated record
AUGGGCUGGUGGUGGAGUUCGAGUCCUCAAAAGGACACAUCUAAGGAUGCGUCUUCCACAAUCCCCAAUAUCCCUCAACCUGCACCUCCCAUUGCACCUCCAGCAAGGCAAUUGACGCCGGACGAGCAAGCCGACCUCGAAUUCAGCCAAAUACUAGCCGAGCUACAACGAGCAGAUGCUGAGCUCUCGGGUAGCCAGAAACGAGGCCCGGAAUCCUUCAAUGGCUCUAUUACGGCACCAACCAAUCCCGACACCGGCGCACCCCCAGCACAACCCGCCUCCUCCAUCGCCCCAGAAUCCCUCUACGCUGACAGUAUGUCCUGCCGCACGGCCUUUGACUACGCCUUCUUCUGCCAAUCUUUUGGAGGCCAAUUUGUCAACGUCUAUCGCUACGGCGAGCUACGGUCCUGCAGCGAACACUGGGAUAAUUUUUGGUUGUGCAUGAAGACCCGUGGAUGGUCGGAUGACUUGCGGAGGAAAGCCAUCCGCGCGCAUAACCAGAAGAAGGCCAUCAAGUAUAAGACCGGGCCUAGCAGUGAGGAUGUCUGGGACGUCCGGCUUGAACCGGCGAAGGAUUCCUUCCAGGGCGAUUUUGCGGCGCUUGAGAAGGAGAUGAAGGUGGAGGAGGAGUUGAAACAAAAUGCGUCGACAUGA